Messenger RNA from Dendroctonus ponderosae (mountain pine beetle), 722 nucleotides. RefSeq lists its product as uncharacterized. The record is from RefSeq and is a predicted model, not a curated record. The coding region runs from base 109 to 363 and encodes 84 amino acids. Lineage: Eukaryota; Metazoa; Arthropoda; Insecta; Coleoptera; Curculionidae. The transcript has 2 exons.
CAAGUUUCUAUUAGCGACUUAGCAACUAGGAUGAUAUGAUCGAUCAAACUCUAAUACAUAAUAGGGCAAAAAACGCAGUUUAUUUAGUUAGAACUAGUAGAUAAUACCAUGCCGAAAGGAAAAAAGAAGAAACCUAAAAACAAUAAAAACGGAGAUAAGGGCAAGAAGAAAACUACUACUAAAUCAAAAAAAGGUGGAGGCAAGAAAUCGAGAUCAAAAAGUGCCAGAUGUAAUGUUGAUAUUUUCACUGAAGCCGCAAUGGAAAAUGCUUAUACGACCUGCCAUAGCGUUCAAGACUUGCUAAAAUGGAGAGGAUUUCCUUGGCCAGAAGCACAAAAAAAGAAAAAGAAAGGAAAAAAAUAGCCUAUUUUACAUUAAUCGUAAGCUCCUUCAAAAUACUCAUGCGGGCUUUGGUUUAGUUAAAACUGACAAAUGUGUUUCGGCUAUAAUUGUUGGUUUACAUAUUUUCUCGACAGGAUAAGUAAGAAUUAGAUUCAUAGGCUUAUUUUUUCAAUACUUUGUUUUUGGUGCCAAGAAAUAAACGUUUACAAACGACAACGAGCAUUUUUUUAAACUUGGUUCUCCUACGCCGAAUACUGUUGCAGAACUAUAAAUAGGGAAGGAACGCUGCAUUUUUAAAUAAGUUAUCUGGAGUAACUGAAGAGCAUAGUUCAAUAACUUCUCGACGUUGUUUUUCCUGUGUGAAUUUUUAGUUGAAAAUU